CUCUCUCUCUCUCUCCUCCACUCGUCCUCUUGACUACAUCUCCUGCUGGAUGAUUUCAUUUUGUAAAGUCAUUAUCCCAGAAAGGUCAAAGCCUCUGCUUCGAGGAACGCCGAAUUACACUAGGAUAACUGGGAUUUCACCCCCAGCGCACCCCGGCUGCUCUCUCAAAGUUUCUCACUGGUGUAGAACCGUGCGACGGAUUUGUCCGGAGCAGCCUUCCUGACCGAACACUUUCACCUCUUUUCGGAUCCCUGAGUGUGUACGGGUGCUCUUGGAGUGUUGUUUUUUUCUUCUUCGCGGAGCUACCAUCGAACCUUGACAAACUGUGAAAUGAGUUUCUCUACAAUUUCGGCAGUUGAGAAUCACCGAGAUUCAGCAAGAGAAUGGAAAAUACUGAGUUAAACUUUAUCUGCAGUUCCAAACCGCGGUGUUCGGGGGGCAUUCAGGUGAUGCAGGUCCCCCGGUCAGCCCAGUGGAGGAGCCAGCUAAUGACUAGUGGCUUUGGCCGCUGAACGCCCCCCCACCAACACCACCCGCAUCCCUCCUUCGCUCCCUCCAUCUCUGAUGGCUCUAUGGGGCGUCGUCAGCCUCAGCCUUCACUGCUGGGUGUGUUUACGGUCCACAGUAACUGCAGCAGCAGCAGCAACAUCCAGCCUCCCCAAUGAAAAGCCUGGAGGCCCCCUGGACUGGCUCCUGUCUGAUAAGGGGCCUUUCCACCACUCCCCAGAGUACAUUGACUUUGUGGAGAAGAACCGGCAAGGCUUCUCCACCAGAUACAAGAUAUAUAGGGAGUUUGGGAGAUGGAAGGUGAACAACUUGGCUGUGGAAAGGAGAGAUUUCUUGGAGUCUCCGUUACCUCUGACACCUGAGUUCAUCAGGAACAUCCGUCUCCUGGGCCGCAGGCCCACCACCCAGAUGAUCACUGACAACCUGAUCAGGAAGUAUGGGACUCACUUCCUGUUGUCAGCUACACUGGGAGGAGAAGAGGCCUUAACGAUAUUUGUGGACAAGAGAAAACUGAGUAAGAAAGCAGAGGUGAGCGAUUACUCGGGUAACUCCUCCGCUGUGACUCUGGAAGCUCUGCACCAGCUGGCUGCCUCCUAUUUCAUCGACAGGGAGAGCACCCUGCGUAAGCUGCACCACAUCCAGAUCGCCUCCACUGCCAUCAAGGUGACAGAGACCCGCACAGGUCCUCUUGGAUGCAGUAACUAUGACAACCUUGACUCUGUUAGCUCUGUGCUGGUUCAGAGCCCUGAAAAUAAAGUCCAGCUACAAGGCUUGCAAGUGAUCCUUCCAGACUACCUGAGAGAAAGUUUUGUGCAGGCUGCUCUUAGCUACAUAGCCUGCAAUGGAGAGGGCGAAUUUGUCUGCAAGGACAAUGACUGCUGGUGCAACUGUGACCCCAAGUUCCCAGAGUGCAAUUGCCCCUAUAUGGAUAUCCAAGCCAUGGAGGAGAGCCUGGAGAGGAUCACAGAGACAUGGGGGAUGCUCUAUAAAGAAUUUGAGGAAUCAGAUGAGUUCAAGGCAUUCUAUGCGAGGCUGCCCCAGAACUAUUUCCUUAACGUGUCAACCAUCCAACACUUGUGGUCCCUGGAUAGCUUGUUCCAGUGGCGAUAUGAGCAGCUCGAGAACAGCAUGCGGGUCCUCUCCAGACGAGCCCAGAGGGUCAUCUUCAAGCUCUUCAGUCUCAGUAAAAGAUGUCACCGACAGCCCCAAGUCCGCCUACCAAGAGAACAGCCUCAGUCCUACUGGCUCAGUCAUUUCCAGUCUCUCCUGUACUGCUCAGAGAAUAACCAGCUUGGUGCAUUCUCUGAGGAGCUUCACAGCUGCAGCUGCCGAUAUGAACACAGCCCCUGUCAGCUGCCUCCACCCUGCGCUGUUGGAGAAGGCUCGGCCUGCGCAGCAUGCGCACCAGACAACCACACCCGCUGUGGGAGCUGCAACCCGGGCUUCGCCCUGAUGCAGGGGGUCUGCAGGCCCAUGGUGGCAGACUCUACAGAGAACUACCUGGGAUUUGAGACGGACCUCCAAGAUUUGGAGCUAGGCUACCUACUGCAGAGAGCUGACCGCAGGCUAGAGGUCCAUGCCAUCUUCAUCAGCAAUGACAUGCGACUCAACAGCUGGUUUGACCCAUCAUGGAGAAAGAGGAUGUUACUGACACUGAAGAGCAACAAGUACAAGUCCAACAUGGUCCACAUGCUGCUAGGAAUAUCCCUCCAGAUCUGCCUUACAAAGAACAGCACCCUGGAGCCUGUCCUCACUCUCUACAUUAAUCCCUUUGGAGGGAGCCAUUCAGAGAGCUGGUACAUCCCUGUCAAUGAGAACAGUUUUCCAGACUGGCAGGCCACCAAGCUGGACCUACCCUUUGAGUGCUAUAACUGGACCCUGACACUGGGCAACAAGUGGAAGACGUUCUUUGAAACCAUUCAUAUCUACCUUCGGAGCAGGAUAAAGACUCAAGAUGGAGUGAAUGACAGUGUUUAUUACGAGCCUUUGGAGAUGACAGAUCCUGCUCGGAACCUGGGCUACAUGAAGAUCAACAGCAUCCAGGUCUUUGGCUACAGCAUGCACUUUGACCCGGAAGCGAUCCGUGACUUGAUUCUGCAGCUGGACUACCCAUAUACCCAAGGUUCCCAGGACACAGCCAUGCUUCAGCUCCUGGAGAUACGAGACAGGGUGAACCGGCUGUCCCCUCCAGGUCAACAGAGGUUGGAUCUGUUUGCCUGUCUUCUCCGGCACCGACUCAAACUGACUGCCAGUGAGGUGGUUCGCAUUCAUGCCUCCUUACAGGCCUUCAGCUCACGUCUGCCCAAUUCAAUGGAUUACGAGACCACCAAACUGUGCAGUUAACAGCUGCUUGAAGGGAGAUCUGGACUGUAAAUGGCCUCGAAGAGAAUUCCUGGACAAAAGAAUUGUGCCCGUUGUGGCUUAAAGUCGUGCUCUGUCUCUAUGGAUUACCAAACUGUUUGGUUAAUCAGGAGAGGACCAGCUGUGGACAGCUGAAGAAUGUACUCAUCUGGUUGUUAUGGUUUUUGUUUUGUGGCGACUAACUUCAGUGCUAUAUUAUAAAAAAAAAAUGAGGUGGAUCAGAAAGAAAAUGCACAACUGUUUCUCAAGAACAAACUCUUUAACAAAAGAAUUCUACAGUAGAAAUCCAGAUACCACUACAUAAAGUUGAACCAUCCUGUUUCAAUAUGAUUCUGCUCAUUUAUACUGUAAGUACCAAUGCCAAAUCAAUGGACAUUUUAUGGUAAAAAUGGUACAGUCUGUUUGUUUGUAAUUUUUAUAUGUUCCUUUGCUUCAGUGACAGUGCACUUUCCAUGAAGACAGAAUACAGUGGUGUCAGUAAAGAUUUUGUAGAUAAAUUGAUAUUAAAAACAUCAUGUUAUAACAGA
Messenger RNA from Lates calcarifer (barramundi perch), 3395 nucleotides. RefSeq names its product bone morphogenetic protein/retinoic acid inducible neural-specific 3a, tandem duplicate 2 (gene brinp3a.2). Lineage: Eukaryota; Metazoa; Chordata; Actinopteri; Centropomidae. The coding region runs from base 565 to 2850 and encodes 761 amino acids. The record is from RefSeq and is a predicted model, not a curated record. Gene Ontology annotation, biological process: negative regulation of mitotic cell cycle; positive regulation of neuron differentiation. The transcript is spliced from 9 exons.